Mycena indigotica is the source of this 1335-nucleotide messenger RNA. RefSeq lists its product as uncharacterized. The coding region runs from base 1 to 1335 and encodes 444 amino acids. The record is from RefSeq and is a predicted model, not a curated record. NCBI's taxonomy places the organism in Eukaryota, Fungi, Basidiomycota, Agaricomycetes, Agaricales, Mycenaceae. The transcript is spliced from 4 exons.
AUGGAGGUAGAAGAGCGCCACGAGCGUGCUGCUGAGGCAGUUCAGGCUGAGGUUGCUGUACCAGAAGCAAUAGAGGCACUCCAGCCACCACCCCCACCCCCACCAGUUCAAUUUCGUGUCUCGGACGGUCGUCCUGAGCGCACAAACCGCCGCCUUCCCAAACGCUACAUUCACCCACUUCCUGAGCUUCCGCCUGCGGCACUGCUCCCCCAGCCACUUCCUGAGCCACUGCCUAUCCUUGAUCCACCACAAAUCAACACUCCAACCGCUCCGCGCUGGGUGGCUACUAAGCCAAACUGCUUUGGGGUGUACAAAGCAGACAUUGGGGACUUCAGUGUUGCCAAGGGACAUGCUGUCCUCGAUAAAAUUGCCUCAACACCUCCUGGCGAGCCUCCAAACGGCUGGAAAACUGGGUCUGUCACUCUCUCUAUACCUCCUGGACGCAAAUCCACCAAAGCCAUGCUCGUAAUAACCAUCAAUGACAUCCUCUAUCGACCGCUACUUGAAAUCAUCAUGGAGGUCUUUUCUACAUCCACUUUCUCUCGCCUCCAUACCACCCCAUUCUCUCUCCGCGUUGACCGAAAUCACAACAAGGGCGACCCCGACCCAUAUUCUGCUGAAUGUGAACUCAACAACUGCGGUCUUCCGCUCCUCCCCCCCAGUCACGACGAGCUGACAUCCUUCUCAAACUUCGUUCUGCUGCCCGCCCGCCGGCUCGAGCCUGACCAUCCUGCUGAUCAAACCUACCAGCCCCACGAGCUGCUCGAAGUCCACUUCAAGGACAGCCGGAUCUAUACACAUGCAACGAUGAGACUGAAUUACACAACAUACGACUUACAGCGUGACCAGGACAUGAUAAGCCCCCGGACCCAUCCUGACCUAAUGCUUCUUUCAACCGAUCCGAGCGACACCCAUCCAUAUGAAUAUGCCCGGGUUGUCGCCAUAUGCCACGCAAAUGUCAAGCUGCCAGCGACGACCGGUUACAAAUCCCUCGAGUUCUUAUUCAUUCGCCGUUUUGAGCGCGACACGUGUGUUUGCUGCAUCCCCCACAGGCCACGAAACCCUCGUCUCCACUUCGUCGACUACCGCAACCCAGACGCAUUUGGGUUUAUCGACCCAGCUGUUGUCGUUCGGGCCUCUUAUGUCAUCCCCGCAUUUGCUUCAGGAACGACGACCAAAUUCCUCCCGCCCUCGAUUAUCCGUCCCGAUUCGGACAACGAUGAAGACUAUCACGCCUACUAUGUGAACGGGCGUGGUCGAUCGCGACAUGUUCAUGCAUUUCCAGUGGGAAGCGAUUGGACAUCGGCAUGUGUGGGAGGGUACAGUGGCGGGUGA